This is a messenger RNA of Aspergillus steynii IBT 23096, 2430 nucleotides long. RefSeq names its product alkaline phosphatase-like protein. The transcript is spliced from 5 exons. Gene Ontology annotation, molecular function: alkaline phosphatase activity. Gene Ontology annotation, biological process: dephosphorylation. The coding region runs from base 1 to 2304 and encodes 767 amino acids. NCBI's taxonomy places the organism in Eukaryota, Fungi, Ascomycota, Eurotiomycetes, Eurotiales, Aspergillaceae. The record is from RefSeq and is a predicted model, not a curated record. Gene Ontology annotation, cellular component: fungal-type vacuole membrane.
AUGCACUCUCCAUCUCCCCAGCUCCUCCGAGCCUUGCGCUCAUCCAUCGCGACCACCAACACGGCCAGAAUCUGCGCAGGCCUUUCCCGACCGGCCUUUGCUUCUUCGCCAAUUACCCAGCUUCGCCGCCAUAACAGCGACUAUGCCCGACCAACUCGCAUGAUCCCUCGCGCCCACUCCCAACGGCCGGACAACCAUGACCGCGGCCCCGAGUCGAAGGAAGACACGCAGACGGACUUUGCCGCGCUCAACGUCCUAGGGGAUAUCCCGGCGCCGACCACGGCCGUGGACGCCUGUCUGGACAACGGGUUUCAUCUGAAUAACGGGCUCCGGGUGCGUGGUGGCUCCGGGGUGCUGCUGGUCGGGGGCGAGGCGUUCGCAUGGAACCCGUGGAAGAUAACGGGCGGCAGCAAAGCCGAUAUGGUGAACAAGAAGGGCCAGUUUGAGGUGGACGAGCAGGCUUGGGGGAUUCUGGGCCUGGUGGUGGAUACUAGGAAUGCCGCUGCGCAGUUCAAUCUCCUGGCCACGGAGCGCGGAGUCUCGGAGAUUGCGGCCGCUAUGAUUCCUAUCGGGUGGAAGGGCAGACUAAUUCCAGUUAUGGCGCGCGAUGAGCCCCUUCUGGCGCCGCGGCCCUCCUCCGACCGCUCCUCCAUCCGGAACGCCGAGGAGGAAGACGCCCUGCUGACCGGGGAACGCACUCAUCGUGAACAGCAGCGAAGCCGCUGGGCGUUCUGGAAAGAAGUCGGUCUCUUCACCUGGGCCUUGAUCGCCACCAUUGCCGUCGUAGUUCUCGCCGUCGUCUUCCAGCAUGAGACCAGCCGCAGCCGCGCUGACUCGAAGCAAUCCUGGGGCCCCGGAGGAAAGCCAAGCGGCAAGCGCAAUUUGAUCUUCAUGGUUUCCGAUGGAAUGGGUCCGACCAGUCUCACCAUGACCCGGAAUUUCAGACAAUACACCGAAGGAUUGCCGGCCGACGACACUCUGCUCUUGGACCAGCAUAUCGUGGGGACGUCUCGGACGAGGUCCAGCUCCAGCCUGGUGACCGACUCGGCGGCCGGUGCCACGGCCUUCUCGUGUGCCUUCAAGAGCUAUAACGGAGCCAUCUCCGUGCUUCCGGACCAUACCCCCUGCGGCACCGUAUUGGAGGCGGCUUCGUUGGAAGGGUACAAGACCGGUCUCGUGGUGACGACCCGGCUCACCGACGCGACCCCGGCUUGUUUCGCCUCGCACGUGAACAUGAGACAAUACGAGGAUCGGAUCGCCGAGCAGGAGAUCGGCGAACACCCGUUGGGACGUGUGGUGGAUCUCAUGCUCGGUGGUGGCCGGUGCCAUUUCCUGCCCAACUCCACCGAUGGCAGCUGUCGCGGGGACGACCGAGACCUGGUGGACAUUGCGAAGAACAACGGGUUCCAUUAUCUGGAUGAUCGGGAGGGCUUCGACUCUCUGAACGGGGGCAAGGACGCCAAGCUGCCGCUCCUCGGACUCUUCGCGGAGAAGGAUAUCCCGUUUGAGAUCGACCGCCGCAGCCAGAACGAAGUGUAUCCGUCUCUGGAGGAGAUGGCCCGCACCGCGCUCAAGACGCUCAGCGAGGCCACCGCCGAUAGCGAGCAUGGAUUCUUUCUGAUGAUCGAGGGAUCGCGUAUCGACCAUGCCGGACACGGAAACGACCCGGCAGCGCAGGUGCACGAGGUUCUCGCCUACGACAAGGCCUUCGCGGCCGUGCUGGAGUUCCUCGAGCAAGAUUCAACCCCGGGCGUGGUGGUCAGCACGUCUGACCAUGAAACUGGCGGGUUGGCAGCCGCGCGCCAACUUCACCCGUCGUACCCCGAAUACCUAUGGCUUCCCGGCGAGUCGGACAAGUCGAAGCAUCGCAAGUUCACUCGGGAUCUUCUGAAGAAGACUCUGGGCGUCACCGAUGCCUCGGACGAGGAGAUCAACACCCUGCUUGACCCGAACUCCCCGUACAACUCGGAAUACGUGUUUGCGGACAUCAUCACCGUCGACGUCAACAUCUACGCCUCCUCCACGAAAGACGCCUGGCCUCUCGUCGGCAACCACGAGAACACCGAAGUCGGCUCUUUCCUCGCCGACUACCUCGAUCUCGACCUGAAACACGUCACCGAGAAACUCCGCAGCGGCUCCGUGUCCUCCAACGAGGCCACGCAGCAAGACAGCCCGCUCGCCUGGCUGGGCGAUCCUCUCGGCGAAGACGUCCGCACCGAGGGACUAGAUACAUACCAUGGAGACUUCCGGAAGCGGUCCGUUGGUGAAGAAACCGAGGGUUGUGCGUGCGGCGGAAACCAUUGAUAUCGGAUAUUGCUUUGUUACAGUGCUGUGCCAUCAUUGAUGUGAUAUAGGAACUUCCUGGUAUAGGAUUAUAGGCGUGUGGCGUUUGGGCCGAUGGCUAAUAUAUAACAACUCUUGAAGCAUUGG